AUGGAGGAAGGCGAGGGUGGGAAUCAGGUGGACGCCGCGGCACCGCGGCGCAUCGCCUACAACCCAUUUGCAGAGAACGCCGAAGCCGGCCCCUCUCGCCCUCGUUUCUCCCAGCCCACAUAUUCUUCAAUACCAGCAGGCGACCCAGUCUUGGACGAGGAUGACGAGGACGACGAACCUCGACCAGAGCGGAAAGGUGCACCUGAAGACUUGGAAAACGCAGAAUCCGAUCACCCUCCAUCAAGCGACAAACCGAGCCCACCACGGAGGCGCAGGCCAGGCCCACGGCGUACGCGCUUUUGGUGGGGGGACGUCUCCAAUACACCUGGCUUCCCAUGGUACAAUGCCGAACUGAAACUCCACCAGAGCAUCACCGAACGACACCAACGUGGUGUAUACAGCCAGGAAGUCAACGCGAUCGGAUGGGAAGCAACGAUCUCCUCGCCGCUCAUGACGCUCUGGACGCCAGAGGAGAAAGGCCUCUUCUUUGCUGCAAUCGCACGCCACUCACGCUUGCGACCCGACCUCAUCGCGCAUGACAUCGGGACCAAGAUCGAGCUCGAAGUAUCGCAGUACAUCGAGCAUAUCGAGGCCAGCAUCAAAGCGCUACCCGACAAUAUUAAUCAACACGCCGAGUCGCAGCCCUGGCGCGACCGCCUGCUCGGCGAAGGCGCGUACGAAGCUCCUCCAGGCUUUGAAGAGAAGGAGGAACAUUAUGCGGAGCUCGUGGAGCUGCUCGACCGUACAGCGAUGGAAUCGAGGCAGACUGGCUUCCCUCGCGUCCCGGGGCGACGGAGCCGAUUCAUGACGCCCGAGUCGCGCACUGCCGUCGAGAAGUGGGGCGAGACCUUCACGGCGGACAAGAUGGACCUCACCGCCGACUUGUUUAGGGUGGCCGAAGACAAAGCACGUCCAAAGGAAGCGCGUGAGCUACCACAUCUGGAAGGCGCAGAGGAGAUGGACCAGAUCGAGGCCGACAACGGGAUGAUCGACCUCAUCAGGGCCAUCCCGAAGAAGGAUCGCACGGCUUUCCAAACCAAGACGCUCUGGAUGCUGGUCAACCGCUGCAAGAUGCGCCAGAAAUAUCGGCGGAAGCGAUUGCACGCUCAAGGUUGGACUGACGACAAGAUUGACGCGGCUGGUGGACCGGACAAGGCCUUCGUCUCUGUCAAGAAGGGUGCCAGCGGCGCCAAGCGCAAGGACCAUUCGGCGAACCUCGAGAACGAGGACCCCGCUGUCACCCAACUCCAGGACCUGGGACUGGAUGCCUACCUCGAGAAUCGCGGGUGGGAGCUGUUCAACUACGACCACAUGCGGCAAUUCAUCGAGCUGCACCAGAGCGCGCAUGGCGUCGACCCUACCACCCUCACGUACAAUGGCGCAUCUAUCACCACUGCGCGCGGCACGUCGUUUGCUGUCCUUUACUUCCUGUACAAGCACCUCUGGGCAUACCUGCGGGAGUUGUUGCUGCGCACGUACAUAAUCGCGACCGCCGCCAAUCCCGACACCACGGAGAUUGAGCAAUGGCACGUUGAGUCGGCACUAGACGCAUACGGCAUUCCCGAUCCGCAACAGCAACUCCGCGACGUGUUGAAAGAGUUCGAACGCCUAAACCAGAUUGUACGCGAGAGGGAGACUGGUGUCGUGCAAGGAGUGGAAACUCAAGGACAGCACGAACCCGUUGAGGGGGAACCCGAGGAGGAAUCCGAGAACUCCGCGGACGAGGAAGACCAGCGGCCCCCGGAUGGCCAGGGCGACCGUGUUGUACGGCGCAGGAGGCCGCGCGUGAAGAUUCGUGACCGUGCUCCUUCUCUGCGUGAGGUCGCUCUCCGUCCACCGGCCCUCGCAGAGCCACCGCGCGACUCGGACGUCUGGGUGGCCUUUCACUCCGAGACGGACGACGAGGACUCGGAACUCGAUGAGCGCCUCGAUGCGGUGGAUACGGCGCUGGACGCAGUCAUGGCCUGCCAGCUACGGGGGGCGGCCACAUCCGACACGGUUAAACGUCUCGACGACCGCGCUUGGCUCGAUACGCGCGGCAAGCGCGGACGAGCAUGGCGCAAGGCGCGCGCCAUCGUUCCUGUGCCAUUCAAUGAGCGUGCCAACCUUGCGCGGGCAAUCAUCUCGUACCGCGAACUUAUGGCCCGGGUCACAUCUGACCGGCGCCACAGGCGAAAGAUGGCUGAACGGAGUAAGCUCUUUCCCCGUCACCAGGCAGCGUUGGCAGCCGCUCGUCAGCGUCUCAAUCCGCCUGUCCCGCUACACAUUCUCGGAGAAGAGUGGAUGGAGGAUGGCGUGGUGCACGAGCGUCCAGUCACCAUCAUCAAAAGGAAUCCCAAUCCACGGCCGCGCAAGCGUAAGCGCAAGGUCGGGUCGUCUGAAUCCGAUGAGGAGGAGAACAUUCCCCGGCGAGAGAGCACAACACUCCGCAAGAGACAGAAGACGCGUGAGGAACCAACCCGUCGCAGCCGCAGCUCUGGGUCGGAUGAGAGUGAGGAAUGGGAGGCGUCCGGCGACUCGUCCGGGGGGAUGUCGACUGACGAGGACGAGGGCGAGCCUUCCCGUUCACCCAGUCCGUCUGUGAUCGUACACGAUGGGGCCAGUGGGGACGAAGACAUGGACGUGGACCAUCAGCUGGUCGACAGCGAUGACAUGGAGAUGGCGGACGAGGAGGGAGUGUCCAUGGAAGUGUUUGCGGGCGACGACGCACUCGGUUCGAGCGAUGAAGCCGACGACGACGAUGACGAGGACGAUGACGCCCACGAGGCCCACGACGACGACGACGACGACGAAGCCCACGAAGCUCACGACGAGGACGAAAAAGUCCACGACGACGGCAAGGACGAUGUGGCCAACGAGUCUGACGACAACGAAGCGUCUCACACCAACUCUUUCCGCCACUCUACAGACAGCCUCAUCGGAGGCGAUGAUGCGCUGGACUCUGACUCUGAGGGCGAGAAGCACGAGGCAUUGUCGCAAGGCGAGUCUGACGGGGAAGCCAGCUCGGACAAGGUGGUCGACGGAGGCGAUGAGUACGACACUGAGAGCGACCGCGGCUCGGAUUCAGUACCCAAUGGCCGCGUCUCGACCUCUGGGUCAUCAGAACAGACAGCGAUGCCCAACGGCAGUGUUCAGUCGCACAAGUCGCCGAACGAGCUAGCUACGCAACCCAGUGCAAGCGCCCCUAGCCACGUCCAGAAGGGCGUCCACAGUGACGACGAGCAUUCGGAUGAUUCGGAUGUCGACGACAGCGUCUUGCAGGAGUCUGAUCAUUCCGAGGAUGAGGAUUAUGGGACUGAUAGACCAAUCAAUGGGUGGGGCGGCGUGCCUGACACCGGAACACAGAGUCAAGGCGAAGGGCUUCUUGGCGGAGACGAUGCGCUUGAUAGCGAUAGCGACAGCGACUAG
This is a messenger RNA of Cutaneotrichosporon cavernicola, 3408 nucleotides long. RefSeq lists its product as uncharacterized. The transcript has 3 exons. Gene Ontology annotation, molecular function: rDNA binding; RNA polymerase I general transcription initiation factor activity. The record is from RefSeq and is a predicted model, not a curated record. Gene Ontology annotation, cellular component: RNA polymerase I upstream activating factor complex. NCBI's taxonomy places the organism in Eukaryota, Fungi, Basidiomycota, Tremellomycetes, Trichosporonales, Trichosporonaceae. Bases 1 to 3408 code for a protein of 1135 amino acids. Gene Ontology annotation, biological process: nucleolar large rRNA transcription by RNA polymerase I; transcription initiation at RNA polymerase I promoter.